AUGGGAGAAACUGGGGCUGUUCCAAUGGAUUCUGAAUGUGUUGUCGAGUUGGCUCGUUCUCUACAAACCACUGCUCUCAAAUGGCUCAAAAUUAAUAAAAUUAAUGAUAGCGGCUUCGAAAUUCUUGCACGAUCUUUGCCAAAAACUCUCGUUCAUCUUGAUUUAGCUGAAAACAAUAUUACAGGAGGAAACAUUUCUACUAUACGUUCUUAUCUUCAAUCAAAUGGAGAAAAUCUCAAAGAACUAAUUCUCGAUGAUAAUCUUGCAACUCAAUAUUUCCAACAACAAGAAUCGUCAUCAUUAUCGACAGUUAAAAUCGUAUCGAAUAGUAGUCUGGCAGGAAUAUUUUUGCGUAAGGAAGACUAUUUCGGAUUACAAAUAGAUCAAAUGGAUGAUACUGAUGGAUGUGAAAUUGGUGAUAUUGGUUUUCAAGCAAUUCUCUCUUCAUUACCAAAUUCAUUGUCUCAAUUAGAAUCUACAAGUAAUCAAAUCAGUGAUAAAAGUUUACCUACAUUACUUACUUUUGUCGAGACCCAUCCGCAUUUAAAACAAAUUUCUCUAAAAGAAUCUGGUAUAAACAAAAAUAGUUCAACUCCAGUAAAUGCAUCCGAUUUAAUGGCAAAAAUUCUUGAAAUUACAAAUAAAAAUCAUUGUAUUUGUCAAAUUGGAUUUGACUGA
Messenger RNA from Rotaria sordida, 678 nucleotides. The record is from the annotation of a GenBank genome assembly. Lineage: Eukaryota; Metazoa; Rotifera; Eurotatoria; Philodinida; Philodinidae.